AAGUCUUCUUCCACAAAAUAUCCUUCCUUCCACCUGCUGUGCAUUCCACUAGAGUUAAGGGAGGGGUCUAUUAACCUAACUCCCGCCAGAAAGAUCAGCGACCAGUCUGAUCUAGGUCAGUCACUCCUAAUGGUGCGUUCCACCAUAGCGGUGACACUAUCAGAGUUGAUUUCUAGAAAACAGUUAUAACAUUCCAUUUUGACACCAACUCUUUUGUGGUACAGUGUGAAAGCUAACAGUUUAGACAACAUGCAGAGUUAGAUCAACUCCAAGUAGAGAUAGAUUGACUCUGUGUUCAUCAACACCAAAAAUUUAACUCUGCUCAAUUUGCUGUGUAGGAGGAAUUAACCCAUUUCUUUUAUUCAGAGUUCAUACUGUUGCAUUGCUGUGUCUGUGUGUGUGUGUAUGUGUGUGCGUGUUAGUUCUGCAUUUAAAUAAAUAAAUAAAUAAAUCAUUCUUCUUAUCUGACCCCAGCACUGCAACCACCCUGGCCUGUUGCUUAAGAGCAGGUGGGUGGAGAAUUGUGUGAUUAUAAGCUCACAUUUGGUUUCUCAGAACUGCAACAAAGGAGACUUGAAAGACAGGAAUCGUCCAAAACAUUGGACCUGCACCAUUCGAACAAGAGUUGGAAAACUCUUAGCUCUGAAAUACUUUACUGAAGAAGGCGUUUGAAAGGUGAGUCAUUGCUCGUGAUAAAAUGAACCCAAGAUAUGAGUGAAAGCCUGAGUGUUAUGGUAUAUGGUUCUAUUAAGAAGUCUAUCAGGAUCUUUUUCACUUUCUCUCUGCAGAGAUGAAUUCAAUUUUAAUAAUUUGCAUGUGAAAUUUAUUCAUGUCUGGUGAUGUCACUAUCUUACUUAGCAUCUGAAGGGCAGUACUAAAUGGAAAAAAAUUAUCUAAGACAUGUGUCUUAAACCACCUAAUGUAAGAUAAAGCACUGCAUAUGUAUUUAAGCAUUUCAUAUCAUAUAUGAAGAGGGAGAGAGAGAGAGAAAGAUACUAAAUCAGGUGCACAUAUAUGCAAAAACUUUGACAGCACCAGAUUAUUUGGUGGGUGACUCCUGGCUAUGCUUCCUUAGACUUACUUACUUUGAGAACCACACUACUGAUGUAUAUAUAUACCUUUGCAGAAUCUGCUAAAUUUUAAUACUGUUAACAAAAUAAGAGGGAUCAUAAAAAUCCCAUGUUUUUUAUUUAGUCCUGUCCUGAAUAAGUUAUUUCACAUAGCAGAUGAUCGGUGUAAAUUGUUAUUAUUUUGUUUAAAGAUCAUUUUUUCCCCAUUUAGUACUGCCCUUCAGAUGCUAAAUAAGAUAGUUACAUGUUUCCCAGAAGACAAAAUACUAACAAUUUACACCAAUCAUCCUGUUCAAAAGUUUACAUCCACUUGGCUCUUUAUGUAUCCUGUUACCUUCUUGAGCAUCAUUAAAUGUUUGCACCUUUUGUAAUAGUCAUGUACGAGUCCCUCAGUUGUCCUCAGUGAGUGAACCCAGAUGUUCCCUCCCCCCGAGAGGAAUUUUUUUUCCCCCAUUUGUGUAUUUUUUUUAUUUUUUUUGGCUUUCCAUAGCGGAAGGAGGAGUCACAACACGAGCCGGACCUGGAAGAGAGAGCAAGAGAUAGAGCAGCGCUCAUCUCUGGCUCCUCUUCCAGAUUCAUAUGAGAUCCCCAGGACUUGAGCCAUUAGCCAGCCUUGGCAGCAGCGGGCCCAGAUCCGCGAGGCUCUGAAACCCAACUUGCUUUCUCCAAGAAGAGAGCGAGUCGCGAGCGGAGCUGCCUAAUUGUAAGGUGUUCACAAUGUGAACAGUCAGACCUCUCGAGGGCUGCCCUGGCAUACUCCACCCUAAACUCUUAACACAGAAAGUGUGUCCAUCCUCCCCCCGUGAUGAAACAGGAGCAAGGUGUAACAUACUUCCUGAAUUCUCUCACUCAUGCUUUUCUCUCUCGCUCAUUCUUUUUUUCCUUCUCUCUUUUUUAAAGGGAUAGAAAAGUCCAGAGAUUUUGAGAAAAGAUAGAGGGGGGAAAGAAGCAUCGUUUUGUUUUCGUUACCCAAACGACCGGCAUGCAGUCUAGCUGAAGAUAAUAAGGCUGACGGCGUUGUGUCGUUUAUAUAUCACGUGACACACUUAAUUGCCACAUCACUUGAUCACGGCAGGCCUAUAAAUAGGCAUGAUGUUACACAAACUUCAGAUUCCAGUCACACGCGAGGCUAUUCUGUCUCCAUUUUACAGAUUCAAACAUCAUCAUGGAUUCAGUCUUACAUUCUACUACAGAUGAAGCAGAUGACUACCCUGAAUAUAAUGGAGCUGAUAAUAAAAUGGACAAUUCAUCUGCAGCAAUAGUGCCCUCAACAGUGGCUCCAGCACACUGCACUGACGUGAUCUGUGUUUUACUGGCAAUAGCCAAUGUGAUUAUUAUGGCUCUUGGUAUUGCUGGAAAUGGUUUGGUGAUCUGGAUCGCAGGGUUUAAGAUAAAGAAAACAGUCAACACUGUCUGGUACCUCAGCCUCGCUGUGUCUGACUUCCUCUUCUGUGCCUUCCUGCCCUUAUCCAUUGCCUAUAAUGUUAAACGUGAAUGGGACUUUGGACGCUUCAUGUGCAAGUUUACGUCUUUUAUUUUGUCCCUCAACAUGUUCAGCAGCAUCUUCCUCCUCCUCAUCAUUAGCGUGGAUCGCUGUGUUGUGGUUAUGUGUCCUGUAUGGGCACAAAACAAGCGCACCAUACGCAGGGCCUUGGUGAUGGUUGCACUAGCCUGGAUUAACUCAGCAUUGCUUAGCUUGCCACCGGCCAUUUUCCGAGAUAUAACAAUAUACAACUCAAAACAUGUCUGUUACUACAACUAUUCGCACGAUGAAGAACAUAUUGCUGUAGUGGUAUGCCGAUUCAUUUUUGGAUUUGUGAUCCCCUUACUGAUCAUCAUCAUCUGUUAUGUCCUCAUCACCCUAAAGCUGAAAAAUAACCAGAUUGCGAAGUCCAAUAAGCCAUUUAAGAUCAUGACAGCACUGAUAGCUGCUUUCUUCAUUUGCUGGAUGCCUUAUCACAUUUUUAACUUAUUGGAACUAAACCUAAAAUAUGCCUAUAUCCUCCCUAUCGGGCAAAAAUUUGGAAGCACUCUUGCCAGCGCCAACAGUUUUAUGAACCCGUUGCUUUAUGCGUUCAUGGGAAAGGACUUAAAGAGUAAAUGUUAUGCACUUCUGUCUAAGAUUGAGAGCACAUUCGAGGAGGAAGCCCGGAGUACACUACAAGGGACGUCUAUUACUAACUCAGGAGACGGCAAACUUUCAAGUACAGUCUAAAGUUAUCAGGCCUUUAAAGAAUUCCAUAUGAACAAAAAGAGGAAUUAAUUUCUGCUUCUUAACAGCCAGCUUAAUAACAGUGAACUAAAGAAAUACAAAUAAACAGCACUUUGUAUAAUUCUGAAUAAUAAUCUCAAUGCAAAAUAAUCCUUGUUUUAAGAGAAUGUAUGUGGAAAGAAACAUUUACACAGAAUUACAUUUACUUCAGGUUAUGAAAUUUAUUUAUUUAAAUAAAUUACGUAAGGAAUAAAACAUGACUGGGUAUAAUAAAAAUAAGAAAAUAUAAAAGGAGAAAAAAAGAGAGAAUGGUUUGGGAAUGGUUUGUUUAUAUAGCUAUAGUUUUAUA
Molecule: messenger RNA, 3631 nt
Organism: Ictalurus furcatus (blue catfish)
Lineage: Eukaryota; Metazoa; Chordata; Actinopteri; Siluriformes; Ictaluridae
Product: chemerin-like receptor 1
Exons: 2
Coding region: 2236-3285 (349 amino acids)
Biological process (GO): complement receptor mediated signaling pathway; phospholipase C-activating G protein-coupled receptor signaling pathway; positive regulation of macrophage chemotaxis
Cellular component (GO): plasma membrane
Molecular function (GO): complement receptor activity; G protein-coupled receptor activity
Source: RefSeq, a predicted model, not a curated record